Messenger RNA from Suhomyces tanzawaensis NRRL Y-17324, 383 nucleotides. RefSeq lists its product as uncharacterized. The record is from RefSeq and is a predicted model, not a curated record. The transcript has a single exon. Lineage: Eukaryota; Fungi; Ascomycota; Pichiomycetes; Serinales; Debaryomycetaceae. Bases 1 to 177 code for a protein of 58 amino acids.
AUGGCCCAUGCACCAAAGUUAAGCAUCGCUGCUAUUGCGACUAUGAGUUCUGUCUUAGUCAUCUAUGCCACCAUCAAGUCUCCUUUAAAGUACCAAUGGGCUUCUGAGAACAGAAUCAGUCCUAAGGCUGACUUGGCAUGGAGAAACGCUGCUCAAAAAUGGCUCGAAAACAAUUAAGUUCAUCAAACGAAGUGUGUCUCUGUGAAGUGACUGAUAAUCAUAUAGAGAAGUCUCUAGACGUCAUUCAAGACCUUCAACAAGAGACCAUAUACAUCAACAGGGUUAGGUGAGCCACUCGGGCUGGCUCCUAUGAGCAUUGCAUAAUUUUUGUACGAUUAGUUAGUUUCUAUAAAUAUGAGUUUUAAUGACUAUGUAGAUCCACU